Messenger RNA from Pieris napi, 8675 nucleotides. RefSeq names its product transient receptor potential cation channel trpm (gene Trpm). The coding region runs from base 229 to 5445 and encodes 1738 amino acids. Gene Ontology annotation, biological process: protein tetramerization; monoatomic cation transmembrane transport. The transcript is spliced from 32 exons. Gene Ontology annotation, molecular function: monoatomic cation channel activity. NCBI's taxonomy places the organism in Eukaryota, Metazoa, Arthropoda, Insecta, Lepidoptera, Pieridae. Gene Ontology annotation, cellular component: membrane. The record is from RefSeq and is a predicted model, not a curated record.
CUACUCCGUAGUCGGGCGCUAGCCAUCAUCUGUGGAGGGUGUGCGUCACACCUUCAAGCAAACCGAAACUUUCUUACGUCAAAUCAAUGGAUAUAACCUAACAAAUCGCGAGUUACAUUAUAAAAUGUGAUUUCCUCUCACAAUUCCAUAUGGGUUAAGUGUUUAUGUGACGUGAUAUUUACCAAUAAUGUGAAUUAGUUCAGUGCAGUGGUUAUAAAAAACCAAGUUAUGAGCAUUCAAAAGUGUCUUUUGGAUAACUCCAGUAGGAUGAUAAAGGCAAUGUCAAAUGCUAAGUCGUCUAACAAUGAAGUUAAAACGGGCGUGCAAAGUGGUCUCAGGAAAAUCGGUCUGGCGAUGCUGACGCUGUCAAUGCCGAUGAUUGAUGAUAAAAAGAAAAAAACCACACGUAGCUGGAUUGAAAGCACCUUCCAUAAACGCGAGUGUAAAUGCUUCGUUGCCAGCGCCAAGGACGAGCAUGUAUGUUGGUGUGGUCUAAGCAAGACCGCGCACGGUGCUAAUAUCCCUAUUGGCCCCGUUGGUGAAGCAUGGGUGCCCAUAAAGCAUACUCAGCCAUCACCAACAGAUGCCUAUGGUACGGUGGAGUUCCAGGGAGGACCACACCCUACGAAGGCACAGUAUGUCCGUCUAUCACACGAUACACGACCGGAGCUAAUAGUCCAACUGCUUACACGCGAAUGGGCGUUGGAAAGGCCAAAACUGCUCAUCACCAUCCAGGGCGGGAAGGCCAACUUCGACCUUCAACCCAAACUGAAGAAAGUGUUGAGGAAAGGUCUUCUGAAAGCGGCGAAGACCACAGGCGCCUGGAUAUUCACUGGAGGCACCAACACAGGUGUGACCCGGCAAGUCGGUGACGCUCUGCAGUUGGAGAGGUCACAGCGCGCUGGUCGCGUGGUCAGCAUUGGUAUAGCGCCCUGGGGCAUCGUUGAGGGCGCUAAUGAACUCAUUGGAAGAGGAAGAGACGUCCCCUACCAUGCUAUGGCAUCACCGAGAUCGAAACUGGCGGUACUGAACAACCGCCAUGCCUACUUCCUACUUGUGGACAAUGGUUCAGUGGGGAGAUAUGGAGCUGAGAUCGUAUUAAGGCGAAAACUAGAAAAGUACAUCGCUGCACAAAAACUUCAUCCGUAUACCCAUUCGUCUACUCCAGUCGUGUGUUUAGUAAUAGAAGGUGGAACAAACACAGUGCGCGCUGUGCUCGAAUACGUCACUGACACACCACCAGUUCCUGUUGUGGUGUGCGAUGGAAGUGGGCGAGCUGCUGACCUCAUAGCAUUCGUGCACAAGUAUGCAUCAGAAACGGGGGAACAGACUGUCCUGGAGUCGAUGCGUGAUUACCUCAUAAGCACCAUACAGAAGACGUUCGAAGUGGGCUUGCAGCAAGCGGAGUGCUUGUACAGCGAACUACUUCAGUGUACGAGAAAGAAGAAUCUGAUCACGGUCUUCCGUAUCCAAGAACGCGCAGAAGGUGGCGAAGUCCAGGAGCUAGAUCAGGUGAUAUUGACGGCAUUGUUCAGAGCUCAACAUCUGUCGCCAAGUGAGCAGCUGUCUCUUGCUCUUACUUGGAAUCGAGUGGAUAUUGCAAGAUCCGAGAUCUUCGUGUACGGACAGGAAUGGCCUCGAGGUGCACUUGACGAAGCCAUGAUGCAGGCGCUUGAACACGACAGGUUAGAUUUCGUGAAGUUGCUUCUGGAGAAUGGAGUGUCGAUGAGGAAAUUCCUGACAAUUCCACGUUUAGAAGAGCUUUAUAACACUAAAAGUGGGCCCAGUAAUACUCUGCAGUAUAUUCUGAGGGAUGUGAGACCCCAUUUGCCCAGAGGAUAUGUGUACACUCUUCAUGAUAUUGGGCUAGUCAUCAACAAACUCAUGGGAGGAGCUUACAGGUGCUACUACACACGGCGCAAGUUUCGUCCCAUUUACGCGAAGGUGAUGAACAAGAGUGUGAAUGUUCACCGGAAUAGUGCUUCCUUCACUCGUCACAACGCUGGUGGCCUGUCACUCAUCACUGGCUUCAUGCCUGUCACCACAGAGAUGGCGCUAUUCGAUUAUCCUUUCAACGAACUUUUGAUGUGGGCAGUUUUGACUAAGCGGCACCAGAUGGCGUUACUAAUGUGGACGCACGGGGAGGAAGCUCUUGCCAAGUCUCUGGUAGCAUGUAAGCUUUACAAGGCCAUGGCUCAUGAGGCAGCUGAAGACGAUAUGGAGACGGAAGUAUAUGAGGAACUACGUCAUUACGGAAAGGAGUUUGAGACCAAAGCACUGGAAUUGUUAGAUUACUGUUAUCGACAAGACGAUGACCAAGCACAGCAACUCCUUACAUGUGAACUCCAGAAUUGGUCAGGUCAGACUUGUCUAAGUCUUGCUGUAGCCGCUAAUCACAGAGCUCUACUGGCUCAUCCCUGUUCUCAAAUAAUCCUAGCUGAUCUGUGGAUGGGGGGCCUUCGAACCCGCAAGAACACCAACCUAAAGGUAAUACUGUGCCUGCUGUGUCCACUCUACAUACUCCAACUGGAGUUCAAGUCGAAGGAAGAGCUGCAGCUGAUGCCGCAGACUGAGGAGGAGCAUUUGGAAAACGAGAGUAUAGAGGAUGAUAGAAGCACAAAGGACCCGAAUGACGCUGAGCAGGCGUUGAUUGGCUCAGGGGCCGAAUGCGAGACCCGUGUAGAUCAAAAUGGGAAAGUCGGUAAAAUAGGCUGGGAACUGUCAUACAGAGAGCUUCCUGAAUAUCACGCGCCUGAAGACAAGAGGAUGAGACCUCUACGACUUAGGAAGAAAAUCUAUGAGUUUUUUACGGCGCCGAUUACAAAGUUCUGGGCGGAUUCGAUCGCAUACAUAUUGUUCCUACUGAUGUUUACAUAUACAGUAUUAGUCAAGAUGAGUCACACACCAUCUUGGCCUGAAAUUUAUUCUAUUUGUUAUAUUAUAACGUUCUUAUGUGAGAAAAUUAGGGAAAUUAUUACGUCCGAACCUGUUGCUAUUAGACAUAAGUUCAGUGUAUGGGCAUGGAACAUGUGGAAUACGUAUGACGCUGGUUUUAUAAUAUUCUUCCUCGUGGGCCUGACGCUGCGCCUACGCCCCAGUUCUAUGGACGUUGGCCGAGUCAUAUAUUGUGUAGACAUUAUUUAUUGGUAUUUAAGGAUAUUGAAUAUUUUGGGUGUUAAUAAGUAUUUAGGUCCUCUAGUCACAAUGAUGGGAAAAAUGGUUAAGAAUAUGAUAUACUUCGUGGUGCUAUUACUAGUGGUAUUGAUGUCAUUUGGAGUGGCCAGACAAGCUAUUUUAUAUCCAGAUAAAGAAGCCAGUUGGUAUUUAAUUAGAGAAAUAUUCUACCAACCCUACUUCAUGUUGUAUGGCGAGGUAUUCGCUCCCGACAUUGAUCCUCCUUGCGGAAUGGAUGUCGGUGAUAGCAAGUGUGUCACUGGCCGGUGGAUCACUCCAAUCGCGAUGACCAUCUACCUUCUCGUCGCAAACAUCUUACUCAUAAACCUCCUUAUAGCAGUGUUCAAUAAUAUAUUUAAUGAAGUCAAUGAAGUCUCGCACCAGGUGUGGAUGUUCCAAAGAUUCACUGUGGUAAUGGAGUACGAACAAAAGCCGGUACUACCACCUCCAUUGAUAACGUUCUGUCACAUUUACGCGACUUGCAAAUGGGUCACAAGGAAUGUGUCACACAAGAGGUUUCAGUAUGACAACGGACUGAAGCUGUUCCUGGAAAAAGAGGAUAUGGAGAGGCUAUAUGACUUUGAGGAGGAGUGUGUUGAAGGCUAUUUUAGGGAACAAGAAAUAAAAUUAUCCAACUCUUUAGAAGAGAGAGUUAGAAAUACGACGGACAGAGUAGAGCAUAUCACGACCAAAAUGGAAGACUUAAAUCAAAAAGCUAAUUGCCAAAUACAAUCAGUCCAGAGCGUAGAGUUUAGGUUAAGAAAGCUAGAAGACGUGGCGGAACAGACAAUGAAUCACUUAGCGGUGAUACAUCGUUUCAUGGCGACACAUCCCUCCCUCGUCAAUCGCGGCUCCACUGACACCCUGGGACCACCCCCUCCCACCUUCCAAGCCUGCGGAGCUAGGCUGAGGACCGCCAGCGACCGGUCUGAGGUGCUGUCUGACAGCGACACGGGCGCAGCGCGCUUCAUCGUCCGUCCCGUACAAGAGGAGGACGAGGUCUCACAGCCCUCCGACGAUGAACUUCCGCAAUCUGGGCCGGAAGUUGUCGCUGUGAAGGAACCGGAACCGGAUUCUACAUCCACCUCUUCCGGCGCAAGCGUUGCGGGGCCUGACGUGACAGUUGUCAAACCAACGGUGAUUACUCCAGCACGUCAACGGUCAUCUGACAGCAACAGAACAGAACCCAGUGAUGAUAAGAAAGUGCCAUCAUCAAAUGAUGACGCUUUCUUACCGGAAGUGCGUGAAAUUCCGCCGGAUAACAACAGCCUUCGUCCACGUACCACUUCCGCUGGCACACGCCGCACUGCAAACGCCCGACGGCGAUCUGAGGGCGGAAAUGAUUGCGGAAUGGGAGGCCCGCAUUCCUCUCAUCAUCUGGCACCCAGAAGACAACACAGCCAGACCCAUUCUGAGCCAGACAAUUCUGCAGUAGAUGCCGGUUCUGUACACAAUUCUUUAACAGGUCGUCAGUCAGGCUGGGAGGCAAAUGGGGCAACCGGUGCACCGUCAACUAGAUCCCGUGUGGGUGGAGCACCGCGCUCUCUUCUUCUUGCAAUGCACGAAUACACCAGCAUCACAGACGAAUUGGAAACCGUGUAUGGACUGUUUUCACCACCGCAUACACCAAGAACUCCAAUAGCAACGCGCCUGCUCUCGCCCGCCCGCCCCACGUCACCAUCAGUUCGCCGGCGACACGCUAGUGAGAUGUCCAAUCCAGAGUUCGCCCUCUUCAUGGAGAAGGAGCAUCUACGUGGUGCUGAGGAAGAUGACUACAACAUCAUGGAGAAUCUGAUACAGCGUCGCCUAGAAAUGGAGUCUGUCCUGGGCAGAUUCGAGGAAGAGGAGGCCGGUGGAGAGGGGGAGGUGAGCGGCAUCAGCAUCAGCGUCUGCGUCAACACCAGUGGGGAGGAAACCCGGCAACAGCCUCCCGCUAACACCACGCUACUCACUGUCACUGACAGGCGCUUGCCGCACCAGAGGCACUCUCUUCGUAGAGCGUCGGCUAUAGAUACCCGUGACUUGCCUUCACCUCUGCAACCACUGCUGGGAGAAGAUGGCUGCGGAGAUGUCCUCUUACCCGUACCGAGACAGCCUUCUGGCGACACAAACGCGUCGAGCGAUUUAUCACUAUCGCACAUGGUCAGUGAAAACCUCCCUCCUCGACCAUCAAUUGUCCUCGAUUCGUCUCAACUUCCGAGACAACGUUCAGCCGAACAACCACAGCAACCGCAGCCACCCGGGCCAUCACGGCCAGAGACAAUGUGUUAGGAAUAACCGGUAAUUCUCCGAUCAUUUUACCGGUGAAUAGAACCGAAAUAUCGUUAAAGCAUGCUGAAAACGCGCGGCAUUUUUUUACUUUUAAAUAUAAAUUGUUAUUUAAAAAAAGUAUUAUAAUAUAGAAGGAGUAAAAGAUUUCAGAUUUUUUAAGAUGUUUUCAAAGAAAAAAUUUAAGAAUUUCGCAUAAUCAAUUUGUACUUUGAAAAGCUGGUUCACAAUCACAUCACUAUGAAUUUGAAAAACCUGUUCAUGUUUGUAAAUUUCUAUUUUAACCUUUAAAUAUAAUAAUAUUUACAUAAUAUUUAUUAAAUCUUUGUAUCGGUAACAUGUGGGAAAUGUAUUUUGUCAUUUGUUUUCGAUGUUGACAAGUGACAAGACGAUAUUGUUGCGCAAUGCGGCGAGAUAGAAACUACGAAAUUAUUUUCAUGACCUCAAUUCAAAAAUCUUUACAAUCGACUGAUAUGUCGUUUUUAUAUUAAUUACACUACGAAUUCACGUGCUUCUUCAUACUGAAAAUCCUGAUUUUACUAUGCUCACACAGCAAAAAAGAACGUGUACAAUUGCCCAGUUGAGUAUACCUCAUUUCGAACACACCAUUUAACAAUUCAAUUUCCUCUCAUUUUCCAUUCAAAUUAAAAAAUGAGGCCGUACCACGUAGGACUGUGAAAUACUAGAAUUAAUAUUGCUGUGAAGCUAUAAAUUUCGCCGUUUUGCAGUGAGCACGAACAGUUUAUACCCCGAAAGAUGUACAUGCCACAUCAGAUGCAGGAAAAUGUAUCUUAUUGGGAUGUGUUAAGGCAUAUUUUAGUAUGCAUUUAAGCGAUGUAAUAGUUGUAAUAGUGACAAGCGUUUCAUUUCCCAUCUACGUGCUAGAUUAGUGAUAGGAUGUUUAAUGAUCUAUAAAGUUUAUCCUAACGCCAUCUCAUACAAGUCUUUUGAUAUAUAUAUGUUUAUUAGCACCCGAAACACAUAUGUUUCUGGUACAAGAAUAUGCAUAGAAACCCAAUAUUGAAUUACAUUCGAUUGUCCGAAUUUAGGUUUCAAAUUGAAGUAUUUCCGAACCAAUUCGACUUAGGGUCUUUCAAGGAAAGAUCGUUCCCAUUAUUAAAAGGCCGGCGACGCACUCGCGAGCCCUCUGGUAUUGAAAGUGUCCAUGGCGUCCUUCCCGUUUGCCCCCUGUUCUAUAAUAAAAAAAAGAACUUCCCAGAACACAGGUGGGCGUUAUCUAUAAUAAUAAUAGCAUUUUAUUUCAGAUAAUUUUACACUUAAACACAUAAUAUACAUUUCUAUCUCAUUCUUAAUAGGUAUCCCAUUCUUGGCAAAGGCCAUUAAAUCCCGCCAUUCCUGUCUGCACUGUGAAACUCUGUUUCCACCACCUGCUGUUUCGUUAAUUUGGUCUAUCCACCUUCAAUAUCGUCUUCUUUUUUUAUUUAUUGUACCUUGGGCACUAGUGUAGCACUUUUAUAUAAUAUUAAGCAUGAUUUGGACACAUACAUAAUUUAUUUACAAUAUAUUUGCAAAAUGCAUCAUUUGUUUGCAACUGAAAGCAUAUUGAAUUACUGUCAAAUUGUCAUUGUUAUGCAACCUCGUACAUUGUUGUCACAAACAUUCACAUUAACCAAACAUUAUGACGUUUCCGUUUCUAAUCACACAUAAACCUUUAUUUACAGCUGUAUUUUUUAAACCCCAUUAAUUUUUAGUUUUUAUAUACGCAUUCCGUUAUAACAGUUAACAAUUACCUUUUUUAUUUAAUCUGUGGUUUCGUUUCUCGUUUCUAAUCUUUAAAAUCUAUUACAUCAAGUCAAGUCAAAUCAUCUGAUUGAAAAGGCAUUUUUGAAAGUCAAAAUUACAAAUAAAGAAUUUAAUAAAAAAAUACUCGUUCCAAAAGGUUACAAAUGGAGAAGAAUGGGCAAGAAACUCCAUAGGUACUUACUUUUUUAAAAUAUUUUGUAUACAUUGAUUUGAUAAUUAUAUGUGAAAACCUUGUACGUAGAACGAAAAAAACUACUUUACUAAAGUAAAAUAGGUGCAUAGUUAAAACAAUGCAUUAGAUAACUGAAUUAUUGUUAUAUAUAGUGCUCACAUAUUUACAAAUAUUGCAACUAUAGAUUUUCAUUACUCUUUAUAAAAAGAGAAAUAAUUAACAUACAGUCAAACAGAGUGUGCGCUAGGUCAGAGUUGAUUUCUUUUAAAAAAACAAAAAAUAUUAUUGUCUUUGAAAUUCAUAUUUUAUCUGAAAGUUUUAUUAAAUUUAUUAUAAAAAAAAUUAUUCCUAAUGGGCAAGUAGACUAUCAGCUUUCCGUACCAGACACACGCCGUCAAAAUAGACGACUAUAGAUCCUAGUAAAUACUAGGCUCACCCUCUUAGCAUGACUGAUACAGAAAUCUGGAAACCUAAAAUGGUGGUAGCGCCACAGAUUUUUUUUAUUUAUGUUAUAUAUCACUAUUGUGAAUGAAUUUACAUUUGCUUUUACAAACUCUGUAAACAUUAAUAUGUUCGCUGUUUGAAUCUGAAAUUGUUAUUUUAUUAAUUCAACUUUUACCGUCUAUCUAGGUUCAAGUUUUGAACUCCAUUUUCAAUCUUUUUAAUUAAAAACAAACAUUGCAUGGAACUUUGCGAAGUAAACUUCGAUUUUUACAGGCGGUAUUUGAGCUGAUACUAGAGAUUUAAAUUGCCAAAAGUUUGAUUGUAACAGUAAAUCAAUAUGAAUUAAAUAUGAAUUGUGUUUUUAAUUAAUAAACUGUUAAAAUCUCUCUUAAAAUAAAUAGCACUGAGGCUUACAAACAAAAUCUAUGUUGAAUUUAACAAACGAAGUGAACGGUAUUUAUUGAAUUUUUUUGGUUCACGGAUUAUUAUUGCUUUUUUUUAAUGAACUUCGAAUUAAAUUAAAUCUACGAUUUGUUAUUAUAUUUUUGACACACGUAUGUUUUUUAAUGAAUUUACUAUUGGUAUAAAGAUUUUGCAAUUAAUAUUAUAAUGCAAACUUACAAAAUCUGUAAGAAUAUAUCUACGGCAUUUGUUUUGAUGAUUGUUUAUUUAUUUUAUUAUGUACUUACGUGCUUUUGUACUUAGUGAAGUGAGCCAGCUUGUAAUAAAAUAAUCCGCAUCUCAUUUUAUAAUUAUUGUACGGACUUGUAUAGAAUAUAAAUGUUGGACAAUACAAUAUAUGUGAGAUGUAAAUAAUGUCGAGAAGUAUUUGAACUGAGAAAAUAUUCACCUU